Molecule: messenger RNA, 2076 nt
Organism: Contarinia nasturtii (swede midge)
Lineage: Eukaryota; Metazoa; Arthropoda; Insecta; Diptera; Cecidomyiidae
Gene: SCOT
Product: succinyl-CoA:3-ketoacid coenzyme A transferase 1, mitochondrial
Exons: 6
Coding region: 258-1799 (513 amino acids)
Biological process (GO): ketone body catabolic process
Cellular component (GO): mitochondrion
Molecular function (GO): succinyl-CoA:3-oxo-acid CoA-transferase activity
Source: RefSeq, a predicted model, not a curated record
UCCAAUAGAUAAAAUUGUCGUCGUAGAUCGCAUUGAAAAUAUAAAAAUAACAAAGUCUUAUCUUCAUUGGGUUUUUUGCAAUUUCAUUGCUUGUUAAUCGUCCUAUAGAUUUGCCUGACGAAACAGUUAUUUUAAAUGCAAUUGAUUUGCAUGUGAUACCCAGUUAAAAUCGUGGAAAAUAUUAGAAUUAACAAAAGCAUAAACAAUAAAAGACAUUGCAUUUGAAUAGAUUUAAAAACUAAAAACAUUUUCCAAUUAUGGCACUGUUAAUUAGGACCAAUCACAUCCUAUUGAAAUCAUUACGACACGGUAAUUUAAUGAAGAUUUUGGCAUGUAAUUUUGCAACAAUUCGACCGGGAAAUCGAAAGAUUUUUGCUAGUGCUGAAGAUGCUGUCAGUGAUAUUCCAGAUGGUGCUAAAUUGUUGGUUGGUGGUUUUGGAUUAUGUGGAAUUCCCGAAAAUUUAAUUGGCGCAAUGCUAAAGCAAGGCGCCAAAGAUUUGACAGUUGUUUCAAACAAUGCUGGCGUUGACAAUUUUGGUUUGGGACUUUUGCUGAAAAAUCAACAAGUUAAACGAAUGAUAUCAUCGUAUGUGGGUGAAAAUGCUGAAUUUGAAAAGCAAUAUUUAACCGGUAAAUUAGAAUUAGAAUUAACGCCACAAGGUACAUUGGCCGAACGAAUUCGAGCUGGAGGUGCUGGUAUUCCAGCAUUUUUUACACCUACCGCAUACGGUACACUUGUACAUGAAGGCGGCUCACCAAUUAAAUACAAAGAAGAUGGCACCGUUGAAAUUGCCAGCGGAACACGACAAGAGCAAAUGUUUAACGGCAUCGAUUACAUAAUGGAAGAGGCCAUCGUUGGCGAUUAUGCAUUAAUUAAAGCACAAAAGGCCGAUGAAUUGGGAAAUUUGGUGUUCAGCAAAUCGGCAAGAAAUUUCAAUCCGACCAUGUGUCGGGCGGCCAAAUGUACUAUUGUUGAGGUAGAAGAAAUUGUACCAGUCGGCGAAAUUGAUCCAGAACAUGUGCAUGUACCAAGCAUUUAUGUGCAUCGAAUCAUUCAAGGUGACAACUAUGAAAAACGUAUUGAACGACUUAAAAUAACAUCGGAGUCCAAUGAAUCGGAAACCGAACUUUCAAAUGCCGCCAAAAUGCGUGAACGAAUUGUUAAACGUGCAGCUCUUGAAUUCGAAGAUGGUUCAUAUGUUAAUUUAGGCAUUGGUAUGCCAAUGUUGGCCUCAAAUUACAUUCAAGAUAAAGAUGUAAUGUUACAAUCAGAAAAUGGCAUAUUGGGUCUGGGACCAUUCCCAACAAAGGAUCAGGUCGAUCCGGAAUUAAUAAAUGCUGGAAAAGAAACUGUAACUAUUUUACAGGGUGGAUCAUACUUCAGCUCAGAUGAUUCGUUUGCAAUGAUUCGAGGUGGACAUAUCGAUGUAUCGGUAUUAGGUGCAAUGGAAGUUUCACAGUAUGGCGACUUAGCCAACUGGAUGAUUCCUGGAAAACUAGUAAAGGGAAUGGGCGGUGCAAUGGAUCUAGUCGCGGCGCCUGGCACAAAAGUAAUUAUAACGAUGGAACACAACUCAAAGGAUGGAGGUCAUAAAAUCCUAAGCAAAUGCAAUUUGCCAUUAACUGGCAAGAAUUGUGUGAACAUGAUCAUCACAGAAAAGGGUGUAUUUGAGGUAGACAAAGAAUCCGGCUUAACGUUAAUCGAAAUAGCUGAAGAUGUUCAAAUUGAAGAUAUUAUCGCUAGUACAGGAUGUGAAUUUUCAAUAUCUGAAGAUCUAAAACCGAUGAGACAAUCUUAAAACCUGAUGAUCACCUGCCUUUCCAUUAAAAUUCAUAUAUACCAGAUCUGGGCUUAAGCCAAUUGAAUCAGUGCUGCUAUUGAUGGUUGCUGAUGGAUAAUGGUACACACGUGAACAUAAAUAGCAGCUGAUUAUAAUGACUACUUAACUCGAGCACAAGUCUGGUCAACAAUCAAAUGCCAUUGCAUUUAUUUUAAUGAUUUGUUUUGUAUCGAAUAAAAUUAAUUAAUUUGUUUUUUUAAAAAAGAAGUACAAUAAAUGAAUUUUAUUGUAAUUA